GGCCCCAGCCACGAGCCGUCGUCCGCGCUAAGCGUUCGCUGGUUGGGGUGAUGGCGACCGGGACUCCGGAUUCGCAAGCACGGUUCGGCCAGUCGGUGAAGGGGCUUCUCACGGAGAAGGUGAACACUUGUGGUACCGACGUGAUCGCACUCACCAAGCAGGUGCUGAAGGGCUCACGGAGCUCCGAGCUGCUAGGUCAGGCAGCUCGAAACAUGGUCCUACAGGAAGAUGCCAUACUGCACUCAGAAGAUAGUUUAAGGAAAAUGGCAAUCAUAACAACACAUCUUCAGUACCAGCAAGAAGCUAUUCAGAAGAAGUAAGUAAGCUCAAAGUGUUGAACAGUCAUCUGAUCUACAGGACCAGUUGAAUCAUUUAUUGAAGUAGAAUGGCAUCUAACAGAGGAAUUGUACUGCUUUGCUUGAUGCUGAGGGGGAAAUAUCUUACACAGCAACAGGCUGUGUGUUUGAGUUUCCAUUUUCAUCCCCAAAAUAAGCUAGACAACACUUGUGAAAAGAAGCUAGGUAGUUGAAUUUUGGAAUCACUUCCUAAACUGAACUAACUCAUACUCUUAUUGAACAUUUAAUUUGUUGUGUUUAAUUCCAUAUUAAAAGAAAAUCCAUAGGUUCAAUCCUUAGUACAAAAAACAAAACAAAACAAAACCCAACCAAAAUUAUAAGAUAUCUUAGUUUGUUAAAAGCUGGAUUGUCCUUGAGCACAUACUAAUUUUUUUUAAGGUUCUCUAUCCCUAUGUAGCCCAGGCUGGCCUUGGACUCAUAAUCUUCUGCCUUAACCUCUUAAGUUCUGGGAUUACAGUUGUGUACCACCAUACCAUACCACCAUACCACCAUGUGCCACUGAGUAAUAUAGUCUCAGUUGCUUGGAAGACUGAGGCAGGAGGAUCACUUAAGCCCAGGAGUUUGAGACAAAAUAGAAAAGGUCCAUUUCAAAAAAGGAAAAGGAGGGAGGUGCUUCUAAUAGGAACACAUGAGAAUGGUUAAUAUUUAAAAAGGCUUUUAACCAUUCAUUCAGGAAUAUGCUCAUUUAAUGGACACAGACCAGCGUUGGAUAAUGCCUGUAGUUUUUCUUUGUUGCAAUAAAUUCUUACAUGAGAAUUAGGCUAAUGGAAUCCUGUUUGACCAACUGCAGCCUCUUGCCUUGACCUGCAUUCCUAGGGCUCUUUUCUUGUGACUCUUGAUUAAGUGUCCUUGGUUUGUUUUGUAACUUAUCAGCAAAUUCACUUGUGUGACGUUAUUGCCGAAUGUGAAGGGAAUUAAAGUUGCUGUAAAUGAUUGUGGAAUAGAAUUGUACCUAAAUGAUGA
This is a messenger RNA of Nannospalax galili (Upper Galilee mountains blind mole rat), 1319 nucleotides long. RefSeq names its product BLOC-1 related complex subunit 7 (gene Borcs7). NCBI's taxonomy places the organism in Eukaryota, Metazoa, Chordata, Mammalia, Rodentia, Spalacidae. The transcript is spliced from 5 exons. Bases 51 to 320 code for a protein of 89 amino acids. Gene Ontology annotation, cellular component: BORC complex. The record is from RefSeq and is a predicted model, not a curated record.